AUGGUAUCACUGAGUCAUAGUCAACAUCAUUUUUCAGAAACUGAGGAAGACAUUGGCAUAGAACAACCCUUCCAACAGAUGGAAGGUUUCAACGUCGGCCCUGCUUCAGAUGCAUUUGAUGUGGAUGUUCUUGAGGAAGAAGAAAGCGAGCAAGAAGACACAUUUGAGGAUGACCCAGACGUGGAGAUGGAGGAGAAGGGUUUCCCAUACAACAGCUGGGCCCGCUUCAACCAUCUCAACUCAAGAAAACUCCCUGUUCAACUGCUUGCUAUCCAGACAAAGCAUGGGAUAUCUGACGCUGCCACUCACGCAAUUUUCGAAGUUCUGAGGAACUUUCUAUCAGAUCUGGCUGUUAGCAAUUGCAUACCUACAAUAGAAGACAUCAAGAAGUUGACCUUAGAACAAACCAAACAUUACCUCUUGGAGUUGACUGGGAUCAAACCAAAAGUAUAUGAUCGAUGUGUCAACAACCACCUUGCUUACACGGACAAGUAUCAUAACUUGGAUAAAUGCCUGGUACCUGACUGCUAUGAGCCACGAUACAACUCGCACGGCAAGGCCAGAGCGAGAUAUACCGUGUUGCCACUUGCUCACAGUUUGUGUCUCUUGUAUGCAGAUCCUAAUCUCGCACGUAUCCUCCAGACAUAUGGCCCUAAAGUGCGGGAUUGGCAGGGUGUGCAAGGGAGUCCAUUCAGCGGUGUUAGAGCAUUCAUGAUGGAGAACUUAUCGCUGACUUACGGGAGAAGGUUCCUGGGUUUCUGUCAGACAAGCGGGAGGUAUUACUCCAACUUACCCUUGACGGGGUGCAAGUUCUCAAACAAAAAGGACGCAAAGUGUGGCCAAUAG
Molecule: messenger RNA, 846 nt
Organism: Saitoella complicata NRRL Y-17804
Lineage: Eukaryota; Fungi; Ascomycota; Saitoellomycetes; Saitoellales; Saitoellaceae
Exons: 1
Coding region: 1-846 (281 amino acids)
Source: RefSeq, a predicted model, not a curated record